AUGGCGAGCCCGUUACGUUAUGUCGCUGCCCUGGCGGUCCUCUCGAGCCUCGCCAAUGCCAAGGUGUACCAGAUGCCCAAGGCCACCACCUCGUUCAACCUCCCACUCCACCAGUUCAACCCCGAGCCGACGGAGGCACCUUCGUACGCGGAGUUGAGGAGACGGCAGGCGACGGGCACGACCGUCCUCGUCGCCCCGGACAACACUUGUGGUUACAUCUCGGGACGUGCUGGCGCUGCUUACACCUGCGGCAAUUCAGCCACCUGCAUCUUCUUCACCGCCAGCCAGAACAACCCUGGCCGGGUAGCCUGCUGCGAUACCGAAGACUGCGGCGCGCGGCGUACGUGCUACGAUGCCGAGCAGGUUUCCACAUCGAGUCUUUGCGACGGUGGCUGUCUCGUCGACCGCUUCACCCUCAAGUGCACCAACACCGUGCGGCCCUACUGUAACACCAUUUCCUUCGCAGACAACAUCUUUGACUACUGGUGCAACACGGUCGACAACUCGACUCCCCAGGCUGCUUCGACCACGUACGCAGGCCAAAGUGCCCGGAACUUCUCUCCCCUGGCCUUGACGGGUGGCACCACGUCGACCACCAGCAUCAGGUCCGUCGGUUCCACCAGUACCACGACGACGACGACGGAUCCAGUGACGCCAGACCCUGAUCCCCCAUCACCCGUGCCCGAGAAAUCAUCCACUCCCAUCGGCGCCAUCGUCGGCGGUGUCGUCGGCGGCCUUGCGCUCAUCGCCCUCGUCGCCUUGGGCAUCUGGUUCCUCAUCCGCAAGAAGAAGCAGACCCCCAAGGGCCAGAACCCCGCAAUGAGCCAGCCGCAAAUGAACUACGCGCAGCCGCCGCAGCAGGGCUCGCCGCCGCCGAACGUCGCGACCACCAACACGUAUUCCUACUACGACCCCAAGUUCGCCGGGCAGAACGGCUACCCUCAGAGCUUCGGCGGCACGCCUCCCCCGCCCCCGCAGGGCGAGCACCAGCAGCCGUACUACGCCGGCAACAUGGUGCCCGACCGCGCUGACACGACGAGCCCCGGCGCCGUCGGGCCUCCGUUGUACAUUCUGUUGGACCUUGUCUUGUAA
Messenger RNA from Colletotrichum spaethianum, 1092 nucleotides. RefSeq lists its product as uncharacterized. The coding region runs from base 1 to 1092 and encodes 363 amino acids. Lineage: Eukaryota; Fungi; Ascomycota; Sordariomycetes; Glomerellales; Glomerellaceae. The record is from RefSeq and is a predicted model, not a curated record. The transcript has 3 exons.